CUUGAACGGAUUCCAGUCUCAAGUCUCUGGCAAACCCUAAUCCCUGAAACUCAUUUCUCUUCCUCUGCGGUUCAACAAUGGCAGAAACCCUAGUUUUGCGAGGUACCAUGAAGGGCCACUCGGACAUGGUAACGGCCAUAGCCACACCAGUGGACAACUCUGAUGUGAUAGUCUCUUCUUCUCGCGACAAGUCAGUCCUCCUGUGGCACCUCACCAAAGAGGAGGGCACCUAUGGUGUUCCUCGUCGUCGCCUUACUGGCCAUUCCCACUUUGUUCAGGACGUGGUCAUGAGUUCUGAUGGCCAGUUCGCUCUCUCUGGUUCAUGGGACGGAGAGCUCAGGCUUUGGGAUCUCAACACUGGCAUGACGACUCGUCGAUUCGUUGGUCACACGAAAAAUGUUUUGUCAGUGGCUUUCUCCAUUGAUAAUCGCCAAAUCGUUUCUGCAUCCAGAGAUCGAACCAUCAAGCUCUGGAACACCCUAGGUGAGUGCAAAUACACCAUUCAGGAUCAGGACUCUCACACUAACUGGGUCAGCUGUGUUCGAUUCAGCCCCAAUACCUAUCAACCUACCAUUGUCUCUGGUUCAUGGGAUCGAACUGUGAAGGUUUGGAACCUAACAAACUGUAAGCUCAGGUGUACACUAACUGGUCAUGCUGGCUAUGUGAAUAGUGUGGCUGUUUCACCUGAUGGCUCGCUUUGUGCUAGCGGUGGGAAGGAUGGGGUGACUUUGCUUUGGGAUUUGGCAGAGGGAAAGAGAUUGUAUUCAUUGGAGGCUGGGGGUAUUAUUCAUGCCCUGUGCUUCAGCCCCAAUAGGUAUUGGCUUUGCGCUGCUACUGAGGAGAGUGUCAAGAUUUGGGAUCUUGAGAGUAAGAGUAUUGUGCAGGAUCUCAAGACUGAUGCCCCAACGAACAAGAACCAGAUGCUGUACUGUACCAGUUUGAGUUGGAGCACCGAUGGAAGCACUCUCUUUACUGGAUAUACUGAUGGGGCAAUUAGGGUCUGGGUCGUGGGUCGCUAUUGAGUGCUUUUUUGAUAAGACUAGAGGCAAUGAGUUAUCAACUUUGUCUGUCGAUUUUUUUGCUAUUUAGGAUUCCUUUGAAUCAAGAACAGCCUAUCAAGAUUUGGAUGAGUGGUUAACAAUAGAUGUUGCUUGUCUUUUUGGGUUAUGGUGAUUUAUUUAAGCAUUGCAAAUAUCGAGAGAUUAAACAUGGAAGCAGAUUCACCUUCAUUAUAUUUUUAUGGUUUAUGAGUAGACUUUACCCUUUUUUUUUCUUUUCUUUUUUAAAGAGGCUGUUAAGGUACAAAUUUCACUUUCAAGAUUGUGGUUAGAAAUUAUC
Molecule: messenger RNA, 1338 nt
Organism: Amborella trichopoda
Lineage: Eukaryota; Viridiplantae; Streptophyta; Magnoliopsida; Amborellales; Amborellaceae
Product: small ribosomal subunit protein RACK1
Molecular function (GO): ribosome binding; translation regulator activity; protein binding
Source: RefSeq, a predicted model, not a curated record